GGGUAGGCGGCGGCGGCAGCACAGAAGAGCUCGCGGCGGCGGCGGAGCGGACGGCCGAGCGAGGCUGCGCGCGCCGAACAUGGCUGAGAAGCAGAAGCACGACGGGCGGGUGAAGAUCGGACACUACGUGCUGGGGGACACGCUGGGCGUCGGCACCUUCGGCAAAGUGAAGAUUGGAGAACAUCAAUUAACAGGCCAUAAGGUGGCAGUUAAAAUUUUAAACAGACAGAAGAUUCGCAGUUUAGAUGUUGUUGGAAAAAUAAAACGAGAAAUUCAAAAUCUAAAACUCUUUCGUCAUCCUCAUAUUAUCAAACUAUACCAGGUGAUCAGCACUCCAACAGAUUUUUUUAUGGUAAUGGAAUAUGUGUCUGGUGGUGAAUUAUUUGACUACAUCUGUAAACAUGGACGGGUUGAAGAGAUGGAAGCCAGGCGCCUCUUUCAGCAGAUUCUGUCUGCCGUGGAUUACUGUCACAGGCAUAUGGUCGUUCAUCGAGACCUGAAACCAGAGAACGUGCUAUUGGAUGCACACAUGAAUGCCAAGAUAGCUGAUUUUGGAUUAUCUAAUAUGAUGUCAGAUGGUGAAUUUCUGCGCACUAGUUGUGGCUCCCCAAAUUAUGCAGCACCUGAAGUCAUCUCAGGCAGGUUGUACGCAGGUCCUGAAGUUGAUAUCUGGAGCUGCGGUGUUAUUUUGUACGCUCUUCUCUGUGGCACCCUCCCGUUUGACGAUGAGCAUGUGCCUACGUUGUUUAAGAAGAUCCGAGGGGGCGUAUUCUAUAUCCCAGAAUAUCUCAAUCGCUCCGUUGCCACUCUCCUGAUGCAUAUGCUACAGGUUGACCCCCUGAAACGAGCAACUAUCAAAGACAUAAGAGAGCAUGAAUGGUUUAAACAAGAUUUGCCCAGUUACUUAUUUCCUGAAGACCCCUCCUAUGAUGCUAACGUCAUUGAUGAUGAGGCUGUGAAAGAAGUGUGUGAAAAAUUUGAGUGUACAGAAUCAGAAGUAAUGAACAGUUUAUAUAGUGGUGACCCUCAAGACCAGCUUGCAGUGGCUUAUCAUCUUAUCAUUGACAAUCGGAGAAUAAUGAACCAAGCCAGUGAGUUCUACCUCGCCUCUAGUCCCCCAACUGGUUCUUUUAUGGAUGAUAGUGCCAUGCAUAUUCCCCCAGGCCUGAAACCUCAUCCAGAAAGGAUGCCACCUCUUGUAGCAGACAGCCCUAAAGCAAGAUGUCCAUUGGAUGCACUGAAUACAACUAAGCCCAAAUCUUUAGCUGUGAAAAAAGCCAAGUGGCAUCUUGGAAUCCGAAGUCAAAGCAAACCAUAUGACAUUAUGGCUGAAGUUUACCGAGCUAUGAAGCAGCUGGAUUUUGAAUGGAAGGUAGUGAAUGCAUACCAUCUACGUGUAAGAAGAAGAAAUCCAGUGACUGGCAAUAAUGUGAAAAUGAGCUUACAGCUGUACCUGGUUGACAAUAGAAGCUAUCUUUUGGACUUUAAAAGCAUUGAUGAUGAGGUGGUGGAGCAGAGGUCUGGUUCCUCAACACCUCAGCGGUCCUGUUCUGCUGCUGGCUUACACAGACCGCGAUCCAGUUUGGAUUCUGUAACUGCGGAGAGCCAUUCACUCUCUGGCUCUCUCAUGGGCUCCUUGAUCGGAAGCACAUCGUCUUCAGUUCCACCUCGCCUGGGCAGUCACACCAUGGAUUUUUUUGAAAUGUGUGCCAGUCUGAUCACUACGUUAGCCCGUUGAUGAUCUUUCCUUAGUUUCUAUCUUUCUGUUUUUGCACUGUGAAAAUCAGAUAUAUUCUUUAAAUUAUUGUUUUACUUACGGAUAUCACAUACUCUGCAGUACUGCUUGAGAGCUGUGACUAUCUCCAGGGGACACUCAACGCCAUUGAAAUUACUGAAAACGAAAAAGUCUGACAUCUUAUUUACUGUAGACAUCUGUAAUUCUGUUUUGCCUAUGAUAAAUUUACAUAGGUAGUAUCUUUAA
Messenger RNA from Eubalaena glacialis (North Atlantic right whale), 1981 nucleotides. RefSeq names its product protein kinase AMP-activated catalytic subunit alpha 2 (gene PRKAA2). Bases 80 to 1738 code for a protein of 552 amino acids. Gene Ontology annotation, cellular component: cytoplasm. The record is from RefSeq and is a predicted model, not a curated record. The transcript is spliced from 9 exons. Gene Ontology annotation, molecular function: ATP binding; AMP-activated protein kinase activity. Gene Ontology annotation, biological process: intracellular signal transduction; protein phosphorylation. Lineage: Eukaryota; Metazoa; Chordata; Mammalia; Artiodactyla; Balaenidae.